AUGCCCACUUCUCUCUCUCUUUUAUUAAUACCUCUCUCUUUCUCAGCAAUUUUCCUUUUGUCCUCAGAAUCACAAAAUUUUUCAACUCACUCUUAUCCCCACGUAUCCCGUCUCUCUCUCUAUCUCUCAACAAUCCCUCCUAUCUCUCUCUCUCUCUCUCUCUCUCAGCUGUUGUACUGUAAAACUACUAAAACCGUUACCAUCCGGACCCUCUCCCCCCAGUCUUCCCACACCGACCAUGACUGGUCUUGUUCUCCCCUUCUCUCUUUCUAUCCACGCCUCUCACCCAUCACUCCGGUCUCCAGACAAUGUUUAAACAAAACUAUCGAUCGAUCCCAGCUAAUUCUUUGUCCUAUUUUAGACUACCUGACAAAAACAACCUGUCCCUUGCCGGGAUGGGGGUGCAGGGGACUUGAUUUAUAUUUAUCUCUCUCACUCUGUCCACCUUCUCUUUCUGAAUUAAUCUCCCCCACCUCCCAUUUGCCCUUUUCUCUACCCCCCCCGUUUGCCUUUCUUUCUCUCUCUCCAUUUGCCUUUCUCUCUUAUUAUCAUUUUGAUCCUUCUCUCUCUCUCACUCAGUCUAUAGCUGUGUCUAUUUCAAGUUCCUUUUUUAAGUUAUUUUUCAUUUCUCUUUCACUUCAUCUCCCCCUUUUUUGUCUCAAUUUGUUCUUUUCCUCUAGUGUGUCUUUCUUUAAAUCCCCCUCCCCGUUCAUUUCUCUAUAUAUUACUUACUCUUUAUGUCUCUUUGUCUCCUUGGUCUGUUUCUUUCUCUCCCCGUUUUUCUUUCUUUCUUUCUCUCUGUUUUUCUUUCUCUCCCCGUUUUUCUUUCUUUCUUUCUCUCUGUUUUUCUUUCUCUCCCCGUUUUUCUUUCUUUCUUUCUCUCUGUUUUUCUUUCUCUCUCUGUUUUUCUUUCUCUCUCUGUUUUUCUUUCUUUCUCUGUUUUUCUUUCUUUCUUUCUGUUUUUCAUUCUUUCUCUCUCUCUUUUUCUUUCUUUCUCUCUCUUUUUCUUUCUCUCUCUGUUUUUCUUUCUUUCUUUCUCUCUCUGUUUUUCUUUCUUUCUCUCUCUGUUUUUCUUUCUCUCUCUGUUUUUCUUUCUCUCUCUGUUUUUCUUUCUUUCUCUUUUUCUUUCUUUUUCACUCUGUUUUCCUGUUUUUCUUUCUCACUCUGUUUUUCUUUCCUUCUCUCUCUGUUUUUCGUUCUUUCCUUCUCUGUUUUUUGUUUUGUUUUUCUUUCUCUUUCUUUCUUUUUUCUUUCUCUGUUUUUCUUUCUUUCUAUCUCUUUCACUUUUCUCACCUCCCACCCCUCCAUUCCACAAACAGGGAUCACUUUUCUUCUUUGGUUACACACACAGAUACACACAAGCACAUGUUCCAACCCUCCACUUUCACCCAAAUACUCUUUCUUUCUCACCCAAUUUUUUCUCUCAAAAAGUCCACCUUCUUUUUUUUAAAGGCACAGAAACUUAUGAAGGAGACGAAUGGGGAGGGGCAACUUGCACUCCUCAGUUUUAAAGCCAACACAACAUUCCAAUCACCUUCUCUGUCUACAAGACACACACCCCAUUUGAUCCCGCUUUUCCUUUUCUUCUUUUUUUCGUUAUCUUUUCUUCACCCUCUCUCUCUAAAUCCAUCUUAUCUGUUCCUGAUUGUCCCUAUUUCUCUUUCUCUCCCUCUGCAUCUGUCUAUUCAACCAUCCAACCAAAUUUGUUCAUUUCCUAUCUAUCUAUCUAUCCACAUCAGUUUGUUCCUGCCUGUCUAUCUCAUUCCUAUUUCAAUCUGCUCACAUCUAUCUAUCUAUCUAUCUAUCUAUCUAUCUAUCUAUCUAUCUAUCUAUCUAUCUAUCUAUCUAUCUCAGUCUGUUCCUUCUUUCCUAUCUAUCUAUCUAUCUAUCUAUCUAUCUAUCUCAGUCUGUUCCUUCUUUCCCCUAUCUAUCUAUCUAUCUAUCUAUCUAUCUAUCUAUCUAUCUAUCUAUCUAUCUCUCAGUCUGUUCCUUCUUUCCCAUUCUAUCUAUCUAUCUAUCUAUCUAUCUCAGUCUGUUCCUUCUUUCCCAUCUAUCUAUCUAUCUAUCUAUCUAUCUAUCUAUCUAUCUAUCUAUCUAUCCUUCUGUUCCUUCUUUCCUAUCUAUCUAUCUAUCUAUCUAUCUAUCUAUCUAUCUAUCUCAGUCUGUUCCUUCUUUCCUAUCUAUCUAUCUAUCUAUCUAUCUAUCUAUCUAUCUAUCUAUCUCAGUCUGUUCCUUCUUUCCUAUCUAUCUAUCUAUCUAUCUAUCUAUCUAUCUAUCUAUCUAUCUAUCUAUCUCAGUCUGUUCCUUCUUUCCUAUCUAUCUAUCUAUCUAUCUAUCUAUCUAUCUAAGGCUUAUUUAGAUUAUUUACAUUUGUUCACAUCUACUACAUCUAUUUUAAUUUGUUCAAAUCUAUCUCAGUUUUUAUAUCUAUCUGUCUAUCUAUUUAAGUCUUCAUAUCUAUCUGUCUAUCUAUUUAAGUCUUCAUAUCUAUCUGUCUAUCUAUUUAAGUCUUCAUAUCUAUCUGUCUAUCUAUUUAAGUCUUCAUAUCUAUCUUGGUCUGUUCAUAUCUAUCUAUCUAUCUAUCUCGGUCUGUUCAUAUCUAUCUCAGUUUGUACAUUAUCUGUUUCUAUCUAUCUAUAG
This is a messenger RNA of Acanthosepion pharaonis, 2640 nucleotides long. The record is from the annotation of a GenBank genome assembly. Lineage: Eukaryota; Metazoa; Mollusca; Cephalopoda; Sepiida; Sepiidae.